AUGGGUGAUAGUGACGAUGAUUUUGAUAGUCGACGAAAUCGAGAUAAAUUCCGUCGUGAACGUGAUGAUUUCGGUGGAAAUCGAGGAAAUCAUAAUCGCGGUGGCGGUGGAGAAUGGAACGAUGGAAGAGAUCGAUCUAAUCAAUUUCGACGACAAUAUCCCAGUGGUCCACCGCCAGGACGCGACUUUCCACCACGAUACAAUCGAAGUCCAGCAAGAUAUGACAUGAGUCCACCACAAAAUAAACGUUUUCGUCGUGAUUGGGAUGGACCCGAUGCACCACCAUCUCAUUUCGAUUCACCUGGUGGUUCAUCUUACUUUCAUGGUGGCAAUGGAAACUUUCAUCCAAAUUUUCCUCCGAAUCCUGCUUCAAAUAACGAUCAGAUAAAUAAAGAUGCAUCCGAUAAUGCAACGCAGCCGCCAUUGCUCAGUUUUAAAACUUUUCUGCUGGAUCAAGAUGAUAAUAUCGAUCAAGAAGAAGCUGUUAAACGAUACAAUGUUUAUAAAACAGAUUUUAAGAAAAAUCAAAUAGCAGAAUUUUUUACAGCACAUAAAGACGAAGAAUGGUUUAAAUACAAGUAUCAUCCGGACGAAUUUCCUAAACGUCGUGAAGAGCAAAGGCAAAUCGUCAAAAAGCGUUUAGACAUCUUUAUGGAUUUAUACAAGAAAGGUUAUCUAAAUGAUGUUAGCCUCGACAGUGACAGCCAACAUGCACUAACAAGAUUUCUUGACGCUGCUGUCAUUAAAUUGGAAGGUGGAAGUGAUCGCGAUCUGCGAAUACUUGACGUUGUAUCAUCAUCGAACAAUGCAACAGAAGAUAAUGGAGACGGUGCAUCGAAACAAUCAUCACAUAAACCAACGAACGAUGAUACAAACUCGAAAAAGUUAUCAGUAAAUAAAAGAAAACGCGAAGGUAGUGCAUCUGAUGAUGGCGCAGUAUCUGAUACUGAUAAUGGAACUUCUCACGUUGAAUCCAAGAGUAAUAACGAGGUAAAAUCUUCGUCAUCACAAGAUAAUGAAUCCGAAGCAGGCGAAGUACCUGAUGCGCCGCGAUCUUUACACAAAACGUCAUCAAUAUUCUUCCGACAUUUGGCCAUGCAAACAACAAAGGAUGAUCUUGAAAACCUUUGCAAGCAAUAUGCUGGUUUUCGUCGUGUGUGUAUCACUGACCCAGCACCCGAAAGGAAAUUUUCUCGACGUGGCUGGGUCACUUUUGACCACAAUGUCGAAAUCCGUAAUAUUUGCUAUGAAUUGAAUUCAACCAAACUGCAUGAUGUUGACAUCGGUGCUAUUGUCAAUCGUGAAAUUAAAAAUCGUAUUCGUACUGUCAAUGGUAUUGAACACCAUAAAACUAUCGUACGCAAUGAUCUACGACAUAUUACAAAAAUUAUCAAGCUAUUCGACGAUCGAUGGAAUAUCUGGGAAUCGAUUGGCAACGAAACUGAACAGAAAAAGACAGAGACAACGACGAUCUCAACACCAACAGAUGAUUCCGAGAUUUCAUCAUCAACAAUGAAUGUAUCGCCUAUGAAAAAUAAAAAUCCAAUUGGUUUCGUUAGUUACAAUCCGCUAUUGAAAAAUAUCACUGAGUAUCUCGUAGAAGAAGGUGAUGCAGAAGAAGAAGAAUUGCUCGGUGGCGACUCGUCGACAAAUGAUGAAAAUACAUCGAGUUCGUUUGAGGUUGAUAAAGAGUUAACAAAAGUGCUCGAUCGUUUGAUUUUAUAUCUACGUGUUGUUCAUUCGAUUGAUUAUUAUAAUGGCUCAGAAUAUGCACAAGAAGAUUCAAUGCCGAAUCGUUGUGGUGUAAUACAUGUUCGUGGUGCACCGUUAACCUCCAUUACUCAAGCUGAAUUAAAGAACUUCAUCGAGCAAUUUGAAACACGUGUUAGACCACUAGUUGACUUUCAAGAGAAAAUCGAUGACGAUGAAGCUGGCAAAUUAGGUCUCAAAAGUGAACAAGAUGAGAUUGAAAAGUUUAUCAAUGCAAAUUGUCAAGAAGUUGGUCCUGAGAAAUGGUCGUGCCCAUUGAGUGGAAAGAAAUUUAAAGGUCCAGAAUUUGUUCGAAAACAUAUUUUGAAUAAACAUCAGGAUAAACUCGAUGAAGUGAAAAGAGAUGCUGCAUAUUUUAAUAACUAUCUCUAUGAUCCGAAACGGCCACAAUUGCCAGAGCAUCCAUCGAAUCGAGCAGGAGCACCUCAGGCAGGACCUCAUCCUUCAGGUCUACCAUUACCUACACCAAUGGCUGCUCAACCAUUAUUAUCCCGGCCACCAUUAUGGCCUUCAAUGUCUGGACCUCAACAUCAUGGGCCUCCAGGAGGUUAUUUUCCAAAUCACUUUCACCAACCUCGUCAUCAACGACCUCCGUUUAUGUAUCAAGGUGGUAGUGGACCUCCCAUUAGCUCGAAUCCUCGUCCACCGGGAAAUCGUCAAAUUCGAAGUUAUGAAGAUCUCGAUGCACCGAACGAAAUCUGA
This is a messenger RNA of Adineta ricciae, 2472 nucleotides long. The record is from the annotation of a GenBank genome assembly. NCBI's taxonomy places the organism in Eukaryota, Metazoa, Rotifera, Eurotatoria, Adinetida, Adinetidae.